This is a messenger RNA of Brassica rapa (field mustard), 2220 nucleotides long. Its product is annotated as WD40 repeat-containing protein HOS15. NCBI's taxonomy places the organism in Eukaryota, Viridiplantae, Streptophyta, Magnoliopsida, Brassicales, Brassicaceae. Gene Ontology annotation, molecular function: transcription corepressor activity; protein binding. Gene Ontology annotation, biological process: regulation of transcription by RNA polymerase II. Gene Ontology annotation, cellular component: histone deacetylase complex. The record is from RefSeq and is a predicted model, not a curated record.
AGGUUUAGAUAUUGUCGGAGACGGAAAAAUAUUAUCAUCAUAUGAGGAAGAGCUUAAAAUCUCGUGAAAAUUUUCAAGCUCCCUCUUCUUCUGGGUUGCUCCCAACUCUUUCUUCGAUUUGUUCAAAAAAAAAAAAUCCUCUGUGAAUUGAAUUGAAGGGAGAAGAAUUAGGGUUUCGGAGAUGUCUUCACUCACCUCCGUCGAGAUGAAUUUUCUGGUUUUCCGUUAUCUUCAGGAAUCAGGGUUUACACAUGCAGCAUUCACUCUAGGAUACGAGGCAGGGAUUAAUAAAUCAAACAUUGAUGGGAACAUGGUUCCACCUGGUGCUCUUGUCAAAUUUGUUCAAAAAGGACUCCAGUACAUGGAGAUGGAAGCUAAUUUGACCAAUGGCGAAAUGGAAACUGAGGAGGAUUUCUCAUUCUUUCAACCCUUGGAUCUGAUUUCAAAGGACGUGAAGGAGUUGCAGGAUAUGCUGAGGGAAAGAAAGAGGAAAGAGAGGGAUAAGGAGAAGGAAAAAGACAAAUCUAAAGAAAACGAUAGAGAGGUUGAAGGAGAGCGCAGCCGACUCAGGGAGAAGGAUAGGCAUGAGAAACUCAAGGAGCGAGAGAAGGAGAGGGAAAGGGAGAAGAUGGAGCGUGAGAAGGAGAGGGAAAGAGAGAAGAUGGAACGAGACAAGGAGCGCGAGAGGGAGAAGAUGGAACGAGAAACGUUCGAGAGGGAGAGGGAAAGAAUGAAGCUAGAGAGGGAACGGGAGACGGAAAGGGAGAGGGAGAGAGAGAAGAUGGAGAGGGAAAAGGCUCAAGAAAAGCAGGUUGGAGAUGGUGACAGGGACAUGGUUAUUGACCAAAGUGACAAAGCUAAUGCUGCGGAUGAAGACCAUGCCCGUUCUUCUGCUGCAGAACCUAUGGACAUCACCAUGACUCCUGCUUCUAUGCCAUCUCACAUUCCUAGUUCUGAUGUGAGGAUUUUGGAAGGGCAUACAUCUGAGGUUUGUGCGUGUGCAUGGAGUCCGUCGGCUUCAUUGCUUGCGUCAGGGUCUGGUGAUACGACAGCACGUAUCUGGAAUAUCCCGGAGGGACCAUUAAAAUCUGGUCGUACCAUCAACGCUUUGAUCCUGAAACAUGCAAAAGGAAAGUCAAACGAGAAGAGCAAGGAUGUGACAACUCUUGACUGGAAUGGGGAAGGGACUUUACUUGCCACUGGUUCAUGUGAUGGACAAGCAAGAAUUUGGACUACAAACGGUGACUUGAUAAGUACUCUGAGCAAACACAAGGGACCUAUAUUUUCCCUAAAGUGGAACAAGAAGGGUGAUUAUCUUCUAACCGGAAGUGUCGAUAGAACUGCUGUUGUUUGGGAUGUUAAGGCAGAGGAAUGGAAACAACAAUUUGAAUUCCACACAGGCCCAACACUUGACGUUGAUUGGCGCAACAAUGUGUCUUUUGCAACGAGUUCGACCGACACAUUUAUCUACUUGUGUAAGAUUGGAGAAACUCGCCCUGUAAAAGUCUUUGCUGGUCAUCAGGGUGAGGUUAAUUGCGUGAAAUGGGAUCCUACCGGUACCUUACUGGCCUCGUGCUCAGAUGAUAGUACUGCUAAGAUAUGGAAUAUAAAACAACACAACUUUGUUCAUGACCUCCGAGACCAUACUAAGGUAAACAUAACUCCCAUUAAAUCUUGGAAUAAUGGUUUGGUUAGUCUAAGGAUGGAUAUUUUAUUUAAUUUUCAGGAAAUUUAUACAAUCAGAUGGAGCCCUACAGGACCAGGAACCAACAAUCCCAACAAACAGCUAACUCUUGCGAGUGCAUCAUUUGACUCGACAGUAAAGCUAUGGGAUGCAGAACUCGGCAAGAUGAUAUGUAGUCUCAACGGCCACAGGGAUGCGGUUUACUCAUUGGCGUUUAGUCCAAACGGGGAGUACAUAGCGAGUGGGUCAGUGGACAAAUCUAUACACAUCUGGUCACUAAAAGAAGGCAAGGUCGUGAAGACAUACACAGGAGAAGGAGGAAUUUUCGAAGUGUGUUGGAACAAGGAGGGUAACAAACUCGCAGCUUGCUUUGCUGAUAACUCGGUCUGUGUUCUUGAUUUCAGAAUGUAGUUUUAAAAGUGUAGUAGUAGUAGUCCCUCCUAACACUCUCAGUCCAAACCUUUACUUUGUUGCUGCACAUAUUUAUUAAAACAUAUUUAUUAUUUUAAUUAUUUGCUUUAUUACAAAUAGAGCUA